Quercus robur (English oak) is the source of this 1606-nucleotide messenger RNA. RefSeq names its product succinate--CoA ligase [ADP-forming] subunit beta, mitochondrial. Bases 128 to 1393 code for a protein of 421 amino acids. The transcript has 12 exons. The record is from RefSeq and is a predicted model, not a curated record. Lineage: Eukaryota; Viridiplantae; Streptophyta; Magnoliopsida; Fagales; Fagaceae. Gene Ontology annotation, cellular component: mitochondrion; succinate-CoA ligase complex. Gene Ontology annotation, molecular function: ATP binding; metal ion binding; succinate-CoA ligase (ADP-forming) activity. Gene Ontology annotation, biological process: tricarboxylic acid cycle; succinyl-CoA metabolic process.
AUAUUAUUCCAAGGCAAACUAGGGUCCCUUUCUCUCCCACAUUUGAGUAAUUGAUUCUUGACCCGAUCUCCUCCGCCUCUCUCUCUCUGUCUCUCUCUCUCUUGGAUCUUCAGAAACCUUUGGAAAAAUGGUGAGAGGAUUGGUGAACAAGCUCGUCUCUCGUUCUCUCUCCAUCGCCGGUAAAUGGCAGCAACAACAGCUCCGCCGCCUCAACAUCCAUGAGUACCAGGGGGCUGAGUUGAUGGGCAAAUAUGGGGUCAAUGUUCCGAAAGGUGUUGCGGUUUCUUCUCUUGAUGAAGUCAGAAAGGCGAUUCAGGGUGUAUUUCCCAAUGAAAGCGAGUUGGUGGUCAAAAGCCAAAUUUUGGCUGGUGGAAGAGGCUUGGGAACCUUUAAAAGUGGUCUUAAGGGUGGAGUUCAUAUUGUUAAGGCUGAUCAGGUUGAAGACUUAGCUGGGAAAAUGCUUGGGCAGAUUCUUGUUACCAAACAAACUGGUCCCCAAGGCAAAGUUGUCAGCAAGGUAUACUUGUGUGAAAAGUUGUCACUCGUCAAUGAGAUGUACUUUGCUAUUACUCUGGAUCGUAACACUGCUGGUCCGCUUAUAAUUGCCUGUAGAAAGGGGGGAACCAGCAUUGAAGACCUUGCAGAAAAAUUCCCUGAUAUGAUUGUAAAGGUUCCCAUUGAUGUUUUUACUGGAAUUACUGAUGAAGAUGCUGCAAAGGUUGUUGAUGGCUUGGCUCCCACGGUGGCUGAUAGAAAAGAUUCAAUUGAACAAGUGAAAAAAUUAUACGAACUAUUUUGCAAGUGUGACUGCACACUAUUGGAAAUCAAUCCCAUUGCGGAGACUGCUGAUAAGCAGUUGGUAGCUGCUGAUGCUAAGUUGAACUUUGAUGACAAUGCUGCCUUUCGUCAGAAAGAGAUAUUUGCUCUCCGUGAUCCAUCACAGGAGGAUCCUCGGGAGGUAGCUGCUGCUAAAGCAGAUUUAAAUUACAUUGGCUUAGAUGGAGAGAUUGGUUGCAUGGUGAAUGGUGCAGGAUUGGCAAUGGCCACCAUGGACAUUAUAAAAUUGCAUGGGGGAACUCCUGCCAAUUUUCUAGACGUAGGUGGGAAUGCUUCUGAAGGCCAGGUGGUUGAGGCAUUUAAAAUAUUGACUUCUGACGAUAAAGUGAAAGCAAUUUUAGUGAACAUUUUUGGAGGAAUAAUGAAAUGUGAUGUAAUAGCAAGUGGAAUUGUCAAUGCUGCAAAACAGGUUACGCUGAAAGUACCAGUGGUGGUUCGUCUUGAAGGCACAAAUGUUGACCAGGGAAAGAGAACACUAAAGGAAAGUGGGUUGGCAUUGAUUACAGCAGAUGACCUUGAUGAUGCUGCUGAGAAAGCAGUUAAAGCAUACAAGUGAGGGAUCCCCCUGGUUCUCUAUAUAACUUUCUGUUUCAGCAUUAUUCUUUUUGUGGUGAAACUGAUACCAUCUGAUUGUCCUGUUGCGGGAAUACAUAUAGACAUAAUCAGUAAAAUGGGAAUUGAUGUGAGAUUCUGAUCAAAUCUGUAACAGUUGAUAAAGCUUUCCCAAUAAGGAUGGCUUCCCUCAAAUUAUGAGAGAAUUUUCUGCGUU